UCUCGGAAAAAACCGCACCAACGACAUAACUGCGUUCAGGUCUGUCCUGAGACUCACGCCUUCGUUCCCAACGAAUCCUCAUUACGAGAUCCUUUGUCAAAUGAUCAGGGAGCUCUCGGCCGUGCCACCAUUCUGCGUUCCGAACUAUCACAAGAUCUUCGAAGAUGCCUCGGUUCCUAUAGAGGCGGCCCAUCUAUACGAUGCGGUCACGCUAUGGGCACGCGCCACCACAGCCGCUAUGAGGGCAGGCCUAUCCCACACUGACGGAGCUACCAUCAUGAAGUUACUGCGACCCACCACUUAUCGUUCAGUGCAGGGGUUUGAUGUUAACAUGGACUCCGCCGGCGAUGCAGAGGGUAAUUAUACCGUCAUCGGUCUUGUGGAGGAUUCCACUGCUCUCGCGGGGUGGAGCGCGCAGCCUGUCGCCACGUUCAGAUAUGUGAACAGUACUGACGUGUUACCCGAACUAGUUGGAGCAUCGAACAUAGUCUGGAUAGGAGGCAGCCCCCCACUCGCCGAGCCCCCCUGUGGGUUCGACGGAAAGAAGUGCUCCCUAUCCCACAACCCCGUAUUCAUCAUAGCUGCCAGCGCUGCAGCUUGUGCAGCACUCCUCGCAGCGGUUCUGCUAAUACGACAUUACAGAUACGAGCAGAAACUCGCUUCGGUGCUGUGGAGGAUUGAGGCCAAAGAUUUAACGUUUAUUUCAACACAGAAUGGACACAUUGCCAAGUCUCAUCAAGGAGUGGAAGCAGGACGGUCUCACACAACGAUAGCUGUGUAUCGCACCAACAUCGUUGCCGUCAAACGACUGCAGAAAAAGAGUAUAGACGUCACAAGAGCCAUCAAGAAGGAGUUGCAACAGAUACGCGAGCUCCGUCACGAAAACUUGGUUACCUUCGUCGGGGUCUGCGUCGAAGCUGGUUCCUCCUGCAUCGUCUCAGCGUACUGUUCAAGGGGGUCUUUGUCGAGGGUCCUGGCCGACCGAGAUCUGCGCUUGGACGACAUGUUCGUUGCCAGUCUUGUAGCGGACUUACUCCGAGGCCUCAUGUACUUGCACGACUCGCCUCUGAUAUCACACGGGAACCUUACGUCCAGCAAUUGCUUGGUGGACAGCCGAUGGGUGCUGCAAAUCGCUGAUUAUGGACUCCAUGUAUUAAAAAGUGGUUGUAUAGACCAAGAAGACGCAUUGCUCAUGGAACGCCGGAUGCUGUGGAGAGCUCCAGAACUUCUCCGGGACCCAGAACCACCACCGCGAGGCUCGCAGAAAGGAGACGUCUACUCUUUCGGCAUCAUCUUGUACGAAAUACUUGGUCGGAAAGGGCCCUGGGGAGAUACGGAUCUUACCAACGCUGAAAUUAUUGGGCGCGUACGACAUCCUAUCGGAGGAGUAUUGUUCAGGCCUCCCCUCAAUGGAGUCGCCACACGACCGUCGGUGCUUGCCGUACUCAAAGCCUGCUGGUGCGAGAGACCCGACCUAAGACCAGAUCUCAGGCUAGUGAGACUACGUUUGAAGGACAUGCAAGCUGGAAUGAAAACGAACAUAUUCGACAACAUGCUCGCCAUGAUGGAGAGGUACGCUUCGAACUUGGAGACUCUGGUCGCGGCCCGCACGGAACAACUCGCGCAAGAGAAGAAGAAGAUCGAUGACUUGCUGAACAGAAUGCUACCCAGGACCAUCGCGGACGCUGUGAAGCGCGGCGAAAGAGUAAAGGCAGAGAGUUACAAAUGCGUCACCAUUUACUUCAGCGAUAUCGUCGGCUUCACCAAAAUGGCGGCCACUAACACGCCAAUGAAGGUUGUCGAGAUUUUAAACGACCUCUACACGUGCUGCGACGAAAUAAUAUCCUACUACAAUGUUUUUAAGGUGGAAACAAUAGGAGAUGCAUACAUGGUUGUGGGAGGUCUACCAGAACGCUAUUCGAGACAUGCCACCGAAGUGGCCUCACUCGCAUUACACGUGCUGGAAGCGGUCCCGAAAAUAAGAAUGAGGAGAAUUCCAACUGAAAGACUUCAUAUCAGGAUCGGUAUUCACAGUGGUCCGUGCGCUGCCGGAGUGGUAGGAAUCAAGAUGCCCCGAUACUGCCUCUUCGGGGAUACAGUAAACACGGCGUCUCUAAUGGAAUCCACCGGAGAACCUGAAAGGAUACACAUCAGCAACGAUACAUAUCUGCUCUUGAAGCAGGCCGGCGGAUACCACUUCAGAGAACGUGGCGUUAUAGAUGUCAAGGACAAAGGAGAGAUGAAGACGUGGUGGCUGAUUGGGGAGGAUCACGACAGGAGGAGGAAUUAUUUGAGAUUUCAACCAGGUCUAGAGCCGUACACAGAUGACCCGGAGCCCUGGCUGGGACCGACUCGUUCCGUGAUCAGUAUCCGCGACCGAGCCCGGCUGUCGUGUGGCAGCUCGGCGGGCCCGCUCUCCUCCGUGUCGUCCCCCGGUCCCCCAACAUGCGCGUGCUUCGUGUCCCUCCGUGACCGCCACUCGGCCCCCGCCGUCUCGUUCCGCGAAUAACGCUUAGACAACAACGCCAAUAUUAGCGUCAAUGUAGAUUCUAACGAGACCAAGGUUUCGGGUGGCAACGAUUUUUACAAGAUACAUUGUGAGUCUGUCAUUAAUGUUUGUGAUGACGUAGCGAUGAGAGCUAGGACGCUGGCCGCUUUCAAACGUUUGUACUGUACCGAAUAUGAAGGUGCUUUGCUUUAAUGUAUGUCAAUGAAGUUUAGGUUUUAAGUGUCUUUUAAAAUGUCUUAUAACUAUAGUAGAAUUAUUUUGUCCGUGCAGUUUGGGUCAUAAAACAUAGCCCGGCUAGGGCGGUGAGCAUGUUCCGCUGGCGCAACGCCAUUAUCGAUAAAAACAAAUAAGUCAUCGAAGGCAGGUACACGGCGACGGGAAGGGUCCAGAAGUCAUUUGUACUUACUUACAUGCAAAUUAUAGUACAUUAUGUCGAAGAGAAAUGUGUUUUUAUGCAUUCGUUCUCUGAAUUUCUAUAAUGACACAAUCGCUACUCUUUUGUUUUGUAUCAAAACGGCAGAAUUUAUUCUAAAUAAUAUUUGCACGUGUUGUUAUCAACAAUGUGUUAUAAAUUUUCACUGAAAUAAGAAUAGAUCCAGAAAAGUUAGAAAAUGUUAAUUUCUGCCGUUCUCGUUAACUUGCUGCGGCGAUAUGUGGUGUAAGUGUUCGAUUAGUGAUUUUUUCUUUCAUUUUUAUCACAAACCCACAAAACUAAAUACACUAUCGAUAACGCUUAUCGACAACAAUAAUGCGCAUCACUAUGCCCGUCCAUAAGGCUCGUGAGUGGAAGAGAGAGCGAAAUACUCGCUUCACCGCUCCGAUUUUUUAUUACCCAAACUGCACGGACAAAAUAAUUCUACUAUAGUACUGGUGGUAAGACCUCUUGUGAGUCCGCGCGGGUAGGUACCACCGCCCUGCCUAUUUCUGCCGUGAAGCAGUAAUGCGUUUCGGUUUGAAGGGUGGGGCAGCCGUUGUAACUAUAUUUGAGACCUUAGCGCUUAUAUCUCGAGGUGGGUUGAGCAUUUACGUCGUAGAUCUCUAUGAGCUCCAGUAACUACUUAACACCUGGUGUGCUGUGAGCUCGUCCACCUAUCUAAGCAAAAAAAAAAAGUUUAAAGUGAGUCAGAAAAAAAUGUUACUUAAGUGUGUGGUGAUGGUUCUUGUUUUUAUACUGUUAAUAUUACUAUUUAAAAUCUACAUACGUAAGCGACGGAGCUCAUAAAUAUUAAGUGCUUAUUCUGUGAACCGAGCUUCGGUCAGCUCACUGUGUUAUUUUACUUUCCAAAUUCCAAUAUAAAUUUCAAAAUCCUAAUUCUAAUUCCAAAUAACUUUGAUAACACUAUAAAACAAAGUAAAUAAUGUGAUUUAAACAAAAUAUAUUACGGGCCGCAAUGAAGACAGGCUUAUCUCCCUUAUUUUCACAUUUCGUACAAGUAUGUUUAGUGGAAAUGAAUAUUAUUGUUUUCAGAAUCUUUGUGUAGCUAUAAAAGGGUUUUUCGAAUUCAGAUCCCUGUUAAUAUAAACUCAAAACAAUAAACGGUUUCCAGGUAAACCGUAUGUGUAACAGAUUAAUUUACGUAAGAAAUUGUGUAUUAGGCCCGUUCAAAUUCCAACGCGUGGGCUUAGAAUCCUAGCUCAAGAAUGAAGGCAAAUUAAAUGCAAUACCUUUAGGCAAGCUUAGUCGAAGUAAAGAAUGAUGAAACCUUACUAUGUUGAGAAAUGUAUUAUUAUUACUUAUUAGCUCUCAUAAAAUGUUUUUGGUAUUUGAAAUAAAACGUAGUUAUUGUGGAGGGACUCAUGGAAAAUUCACAAAAUUAUCAUAUUCAAGAUAAAUGAGUAAAUGCAAGUAACCAUAAAUAAAUUCCGUUUUAGAAUUUAAGAUUAAAAUACCCUUUAGAUGUAAAUUCAUCUAAAUUCCGGUACCUUGGCUGCACUGUAACAGACACCAAUGACAGGGAAGAUGAAAUCGAAAUUCGUAUACAAAAUACCCUACGAUGCAGUGCAGCCCUACACCCUGUUCUCUCUUCGAAGCUACUAAGCAGGCGCACCAAGAUUCGGAUAUACAAGACUGUAGUCAGGCCGAUCCUAUUGUAUGGAUACGAAGCAUGGACGCUUACACAGAAAGAAGAGGUAAAACUUCUCGUGACGGAGCGAAAGGUAUUGAGAAAAAUACUAGGACCAGUUCGGAAAGAAGACGGUUCUUGGCACGUCCGGAAAAAUAAGGAUGUGGAGAGGCUUUUUGGUGAGCCAAAUAUUCUGGGGGAGAUGAAGGCACGGAGGCUCGGAUGGCUCGGACAUGUAGUACGUAUGGAGCAGGAUCGGGCUGUGAAACGGGUGUACACGGGUGUACUGGAGGGACGCCGCCCCGUAGGGAGGCCCAAGUACCGCUGGUGUGACGGUGUGGAAGGAAAUUUACGGGAGCUCCAAGUGUCGGACUGGCAAGGUGUUGCGCAGCGCCGGGAUGAAUGGCAAAGUUUAUUGUCGGAGGCCAAGACCAACUUCGGGGUCAUAGCGCCAGCUCGGUAGUAGUAGUAUGUUAUGAUUCAUAGCACGAUACAAAUAACUAAGUUAGUAGGAAAUAAAACAACCAUCCAUAUGUUGGUACACAAAAAUCUUAAAUUAAUCUUAAAAGGUGUAUUAUUAUCUAUGCGCAAAAAGAGUGAACGCUUUGCUAAAUUCACUUUUAGCGGGAAGUAGGUAAUUUUAAAUUAUAAUUGCCCGUCUUGCAAUGGCGGAUCCAGGGGUGGGGUCAUGGGGGUCAUGACCACCCCCUGAGCUGGUUCCAGGUGGACUUAGGUGGACCACUAAUUGAAUAUAAUGAUUUUAUUUAUAUAUUUUGUUACCAUACAGAUUUUAUGAAACUACAUACCUUCAAUAUUUAUCUAAUUUAAUAUAAUAACUUUGUAUAAUGGCAAACGUUUGGGAACAAACGCAUCUAAAUUUGACUAUGUGACCCCCUCCUGGCGCCAAAGCUGGAUCCGCCCUUGCCGUCUUGUUGGAUUCGCCCAAUCAAAGCACACGAAUUUAUAACAUUGUUAAAUACAUAUUUAGUGUAUUAGAUAUAUAAUAAAGUAAAUUAAGGAUCGUUAUCUAACGUGAUAAGGAGCGAGAACACAACGUUUAAGACUAUUCUUUUGUCCGCGUCUAUUUCAGUGUUCGCUUUUAAUUCUAAUGUAGGCAAUCCUUCUCAUCUCUGUAUAGGUACGUACCUUCUGUAUGCGACAAUGGUUUGUUAAGUAGUAUUUUCAAAAGACAAUAUUUUAAAAUGACUACUAUUGUUGUUGUACCAUUAAAAUAAACUUUCAAGUUACCUAAUCAGUAUUGUAAAUGAAAUUUCGUAAGCUACCUAUAACACUUUACCAUAUCUUUUUCUAUGGCACCUACCUACAUAGAGAAUCAUAGUUUUAAAACAAAAUACUACUUGAAUAUUUCAUAUGAGUACACACACAUUGUGUAAAUCGGUCCUCUAUUUAUUAUUCACCAUUAAUUUUACGAUUAUUCUUAAUAAAUUUUAAUUGUAAUAAGAAAGUAGAAAAAAAUAUUAUAUCAGGGCUUAUAAAAGUGCAUGUAAACAUAAUUGUCUUAGAUAAAUAAGUCAGUGACACAAUCUCCACUACAAUCCUGUUUACAGAAAAAAAAAAUGAGUGUGAUAAUUGAUAAUUACAGGAAAAUAUACAAAUUUUACAAUGUUUCUACAUCACUAUUGAUCCAUUAUUUAUGUAUUUAAUUUUUUAAAUGGCUUUUUACGUACCUAAUUAUCAAAUAUUUUGUAAGUAAUUUAAAAAAAUGCAACUAUGUAGUUUUGAUAUUAUUAAGAAAGUUAAAGAAAAUAUUUUGUACUUAAAAUGUGAAAUUACCAAAAAAAAAAACUUUAAUUACUAAUUAUAGAAAUGUUAGUAUUACGAAUUAACUGGUGUCCAAAUCGUUGUGAGUAUAAUAUUUUAUUGAUGUUUGAUGUUGAUUGUUGUGAAAAUAAAUGUUACAAAAACAA
This is a messenger RNA of Bombyx mori (domestic silkworm), 6500 nucleotides long. RefSeq names its product guanylate cyclase 32E. Gene Ontology annotation, cellular component: plasma membrane. Gene Ontology annotation, biological process: receptor guanylyl cyclase signaling pathway; cGMP biosynthetic process; intracellular signal transduction. Gene Ontology annotation, molecular function: adenylate cyclase activity; peptide receptor activity; guanylate cyclase activity. NCBI's taxonomy places the organism in Eukaryota, Metazoa, Arthropoda, Insecta, Lepidoptera, Bombycidae. Bases 101 to 2509 code for a protein of 802 amino acids. The record is from RefSeq and is a predicted model, not a curated record. The transcript has 16 exons.